This is a messenger RNA of Zingiber officinale, 1701 nucleotides long. RefSeq names its product aspartic proteinase CDR1-like. Gene Ontology annotation, cellular component: extracellular region. The transcript is spliced from 2 exons. The record is from RefSeq and is a predicted model, not a curated record. Lineage: Eukaryota; Viridiplantae; Streptophyta; Magnoliopsida; Zingiberales; Zingiberaceae. The coding region runs from base 1 to 1701 and encodes 566 amino acids.
AUGGCGGCAAUCAGUAGCUUCUUCCGCCUCCUCCUACUGAUCUCCUUCAUGCCGGCCCUUGUCUUGACAAGCAUUGUCUUCGACAUCGAGUUGGUCCACCGUGACUCCCCCAAGUCGCCACUGUACAACAACUCAAUGACGACCUUCGAUCGCCUGCAGGUCGCUGCCCUUCGCUCGGUCAAUCGAGCUAGCUACUUGGCCAAGCGUAUUGCCAUGAAGACCUCCACCGACAUAGAUGUCCACGUACGCUAUGAGGAUUGGGAAUUCUUGAUGGAGUUUAGCAUGGGCACGCCAAACCCGCAACAUGUGUGGGGCAUUCUCGACACCGGGAGCGAUCUAAACUGGGUCAACUGUGUGGGCUGCGAAUGCUUCAACAAGACCGCCACCCUAUUCAAUCAUAGUGCAUCCCUUUCCUACAACAAAUUAACUUGCAAUUCCGAUGAGUGCAAGAGCUUUUUCCAAGGUCAUUGCGAUGAUGAUAAUAUGUGCGUGUACCAUUACACCUACGCCGAUGGCUCCAACAUCGACGGAACGUUCUCCUCGGACACCUUCAGUUUCUACUCGUCAGAUACGAAGCAACUUACAUCCAUUCCAAAUAUUCUAUUCGGUUGCAACUUCCGGUCCUUUGACACCAUCGACAACGACUUCGGUAGUACCAUUGGGUUGGGCCCCUCGUCGCCAUCUCUGAUCCACCAACUCGCCCCUAAGUACAUCAGCAAGUACUUCUCCUACUGCCUCGACUCCUGGCUCUAUGGGGGACUCGCUAGCAGGCUCUUCUUGGGACGCGACAAUACCACUGUUAUCGGAAAUGCGACUGUCACGUCGUUCAUGACACAAGAUAACUACUACGCUGUGCAGCUUAAUGCCAUCUCUAUCCCGGGUGAGUUCAACAUCGAUUACAGUAGUAGAAGGUCCAAGUUGAGGGCUGGCAACAUCAUCUUUGACUCCGGCACUGCCAUGACCAUACUGGACACUCAAGUGGUGGAUGAGUUGGUGAGGGAAUUGACAAAUUACAUUAGCUUGCCAACUGUGAAGCCGGAAGAGCCAUUCAAAUUGUGCUUCGAAGUGCACUCGACAGAACAAGAGGAGAAGUUGCCAGGGUUGUUGUUCUCAUUUGCCGGGGAGUUGGGGAACUUCAGGGUGAGCCCUGAAAACCUGUUUACAUGGUUUGAUGCGCAUGUGAAAUGCAUGGUGAUAUUGGGAACGAAUGGUAUGCAGAUCUUUGGGAAUGUUAUGCAGAAAGAUGUUUUGGUUGGACAUGAUCUAGAAAAAAUGGAAUUGACCCUUACAGAGAAAAAAUAUAUGCUGACCAAAUUUGAGAUGAAGAGCAACCGGGUGAAGAGUGUGAGCUUCCACAGCAAACAUCCUUGGGUCCUUGCCAGCCUUCACAGUGGCGGUGAGCUCAAUCCCGAGGAAGAAGACUACUUCCAGGACAGCUUCGCCGAGCUUAACCCCAAGAAAUCAUGGGCCAAGAAGCUCAAGGAGGCCACUCUCAGCCUCAAAGUCAAAGCUUUCAGAUCUUAUUUCAAAUCCCUGUUCCACAGAUCUCGACCACAAAUGACAAAUUGGAAGGCCCAAAAACCUCGAGAUGCCAUCAAAAUCCAAACAUGGCGGAAGACGAGAGCUGGAGCAAGUCCUCCGCCGCUUCUUCCAAGUCGUCGUCCUUCUCCAGCGAGUUCAGUGGCGGUAAGUCCAUGCUGA